GCUGCAUGGUGGAGUGGUGAUCCAUUGCAUGUCUUUGGCUAUCAUGUCGGCACCAAAGGAGAAGUUCUUUGGGGCUCGAUCUGGACGGCAUGGUUGCUGACUUUGACGUUUGUAGACACUGGAGAUGAUUACCUCCAUCUCACCAAAAGGUUCGGCGCUGUGGGCGGGUCACAGCUUCCAUUCCACUACCUGCUAUCGAUGAAAUCACCUUGGGCUCCAUUACAGAUCUUGACCGGCUCCUCCGAGGCCACGCUCCUGUCCGCUCAUCAGAUCCUUGGACGCAUUAUCGUCGGUUUCUUCUGGGCCCACGUCGUGCUCUACGUGAACUUCUACGUCGUCAAAUCGUUACUGCUCGCCAAACUCCAAAAGUUAUUCAUCAUAUGUGGCGUGGUCGCUAUCAUCAGCUUCACCGCUCUCUCGACCACUGCGCUGAAAGCUGUUCGGGACAAAAGCUAUCGGAUUUUCUACAUUACGCAUGUGUCUCUUGCCACAUGUCUGCUGCCCUUACUUUACUGGCAUGUCCAUCAUAUCCGACCGUUCGUCUACGAGACCGUUUUCAUCUACUUGGUCAAUGUUGUGCUUCGUUUCUUUGCGACGCGUAAGCACGCUGGAACAAUUCGACAAGUCAAGGAUGCUGGCCUCGUGGAAAUAAACCUACCGUUAACUGCGGGAGCAAUGAAAUGGCAUCCCGGACAACACGCAUAUGUGUCUCUCGCCGGGAAUCCCUUCUUGCGGACUUUCAAGACGAAUCCGUUCACUUGCGCUUCGAUCCCAGCCAUCGACAACAAACUUCGGUUCGUAGCUCGAAUACUCGAUGGAAACACGGCGAAACUCGCCAGGGUCGACAAAGAGACGCAAACCUUCGCCGUCGAAGGCCCUUAUGGUCUCGCUAGCCACGCAGACAGGCUUCUUGGAUAUGAUCGAGUGUUGUUCGUCGCGGGAGGUGUAGGCGCCACAUUUGUGGCACCGCUCUACAGGCAGUUGCUCUCAGAUCUUUCUCCGAGUAAAGGCAGUCAUCGAAGGCAAAGAGUCAGCUUCGUGUGGGCCGCUAGGACACUUUCCGAAGUCACUUGGGCUCUGCCCGAGGAUGUGAAGGAGAGAGAUGGUUUCACGGAGAGAUUGACAGUUCAUCUCAGCCGACAAAGCGGUGGUCAGAUCGAAGACAGCUCCUUCGCUCUUGCCAACGAUGAUGAUGAGGCCCCUGGCGAAGAAGGUGUCGAGAUGGAGGAGCAAAAGAAGUUAUUGCACGAGGGCAUGGACGAGAAUGGCGCGAAGACUGGCCUGCCGACGCAAGGGCUCCAGACUCGUAAUGGUCGCCCCAACCUGGUCACGGUGGUCGAUCAGGUGUUCAUGCAAAGCAGUACAGAGAGAAUCGCGGUCGUCGUAUGUGGUCCUCGUCAAUUGAGCCAAAGCCUGCGCAAACAGGUUGGAAGAUGGGUGAGGAAGGGCAGAGACGUCUGGUACUGGGACGAGGCAUUUGCGCUUUAGAUCGAAUGUAGUCGAACUGACUUGUCCAUCGUGAACGCAUGUGUGGCCGAAAUAGCUUGCGCCGACAUGAGUAGCUUUGAUGUCGUUUCGUGUAAGGAGCCAAUACCGGUCACACGCUCUUAGUAGGAUAGUUCAUUUGGCCAACGUCAGAUCCAAGAUGAGGUUCGCUGCGAUCCUUCUCACCUUCAAUAAAAUCAACGGCCGCUCGGAAGUGAGCACUUUGGAACAUCCGUUGCUGUGCCAAGCUUGUUGCGCCAUAGUCGAUGGCCGAGCA
Messenger RNA from Cercospora beticola, 1762 nucleotides. Its product is annotated as ferric reductase family protein. Gene Ontology annotation, molecular function: ferric-chelate reductase activity. Gene Ontology annotation, cellular component: plasma membrane. The record is from RefSeq and is a predicted model, not a curated record. Lineage: Eukaryota; Fungi; Ascomycota; Dothideomycetes; Mycosphaerellales; Mycosphaerellaceae. Gene Ontology annotation, biological process: iron ion transport; copper ion import; intracellular iron ion homeostasis.